Molecule: messenger RNA, 2054 nt
Organism: Calypte anna (Anna's hummingbird)
Lineage: Eukaryota; Metazoa; Chordata; Aves; Apodiformes; Trochilidae
Gene: RSRP1
Product: arginine and serine rich protein 1
Exons: 6
Coding region: 252-1451 (399 amino acids)
Source: RefSeq, a predicted model, not a curated record
AGGGGGUACGCGCGCGCGCAGAGGGCCCCCCCCACCCUCCCGUCCCGCGCACGCGCCCUUCCCGCCCCUUACAUAACGAGGUUCUGGAAGGUUCUUCCCCGCCCUCAGUCGCGGCUCUCAGCGGCAGCGGGCGGAGGUUGCUUGGAGAGCUGCGUCUUCUGAAGCUUCCCAGCGGCUUUUUUUUUUUAUUUUUUUUUUUCGUGUUUUGCCUUUGUUUUCCUGGCUAGAAGGAGCCCGGGCGGUCGCUCGCAAUGGGGGUGACUCACGAAGCGGGGCUGUCUCCUCAGGCGUCGCCACUGGAGCAGGAUCCGUGCGGGGGGAGCCCGGCUGGAUGGAGCCGAGGCUCUCAAGUGACUCCUGGGACCCAGCACCGGGGCUGUCCGGCGGCUCCCAGUGGAACAGAAACGGGGCAUUGCAGAACCCCAGUAAACCCAGAACCAGCUGCUGAAACCAACUGCAAGGAGAAAACCGUGGUUAAGAAAACUGAGGAUAUGACAGACUUCAUGGAUGAUUUAACCCUCAGCUCCCCAAAGAAACGAGAGUCAUCUGUGAGGUCCAGGAGGAGUUGUCCUCGGUCAUCCAGAAGGUCAUCCAGCAGAUCCUCUUGCAGUUCAGGGUCCAGUUCAAGUAGUUCCUCUUCAACUUCUGCCAGGAGCUGGAGCCGCUCCAGAUCGAGAUCAAGAUCAUGGGCAAGAAGAAGGAGCUCCCGGAGGCACAGGAGAUAUUCCCGCUCCUACUCCAGGAGCCGCUCCAGGUCCCGUGGUUACCUGAGGUACCGGGGCAGGUACCGGGGCAGACACUACAGGAGGUACCCCCGCUCUCCUCCGAGGUACAGAUCCCGCAGCAGGUCCUGGUCUCGUGGGAGAUCCUAUUACAGAAGAUCCUAUUCCAGAAGCAGAUCCCGUUCCAGAGGCCGAAGAUACUAUGGAUUUGGGAGAACAAUCUAUCCAGAGGCUUACAGGAGCUGGAGAAGCAGGUCACGGACAAGAUCUCGGAGUAGAUCACCUCUCCAUUUGAGUGAAAAAGAGAAGAGAGAACUCUUGGAAAUUGCCAAAGCUAAUGCUGCAAAAGCUCUGGGAACAGAUAACAUAAUCUUGCCAGCAAGCUUGAAGAUCCUUCCUCCUUCCAAAGAGAUAAAAAAUGAAAAACAAGAGCAGGAAGAUCCUGACGAGUCAGCUGAGCAACCCAGAAGAGUGGCAGAGGACAUGACCAAGAGUGGAGUGGAGAGAGCAGCCAUACAGAGGAGCAUUUCUUUCAGUCCUAAUAAUACAAUGGCCAAACCAGUACUACAGAAACCGAUGAGCCAUGUUGUUAAGGAACCUGCAGUUUCUCCAGGAAGAGAAGAGGAGAGAAAGGGAAGUCCCUAUGGGCAAUGGGUUCCUGUCAAGAAGGAGGAGAAGAAAACAUUUUUGAACUUCUCACCUAAAAGUGCACCCUUCAGGGCACGUUAAUGUGAUUUUUUUUUUUUUUUUCUGGCUGUCUCUGGCUGCAGCAUUAUGAAUACUUGAGUAGUGAGAGCUGACAUCUCCUUAUCAGGUUGAAGACUUGUUAAUACUGUGUAUUUAUGAGGUCUUAAUUUUGGAAUCCUAGGUUUCUCUUUCAGAUGUAGAGCACAGUGAUCCAGAAGCCACAGGAGGAAAUCUUGUGUAUAUUUGUAAAUAUUUUGUAUUGCUUUAAAGGACUAGAACUUAACAGGUGGGUAACUUUUUCUAAACAGUAGUUCUGUUAGCUGUUAUUUUGAACACUUGAUUUACAUUGUGUAACUGUUAUUUCAAGUAAAUAAAGUUUAGUUUUCCACUUGCUUCUCACUGUGUCAGAUAUUAGUUGAGCUUGUCCUGGAAGUGGUUAUUUCCAGGUUUAGUGGGAAGCAGCAUUGUGACACUGCCUGUAACUGUUCCCAGCUCCAGAAUUUAGGAGUACAGUGCACGUAGCUCCAUGGCUCACCACCACCUUUAUGAAGAAAAGUAUUGCAAGUAAGUUGCAUGGAUUUGGAAGCAAUUAAACUUUUUUUAAUUGUGAAAAUGUUUAUUAAAAUAAACUGGCUUUGACUCCUU